UGGUAUCCCUUUGGCUUUCACAUCCAAACAGAAUGGAAACGAUCCCCAAACUGAUGGCCGCUGUUGUUCUGUUGACUGUGUGUUUGGAAGGCUGCUCCAGCCAGCACUGGUCCUAUGGGUUGCGCCCUGGGGGGAAGAGAAAUACUGAACACUUGGUUGAUUCUUUCCAAGAGAUGGGCAAGGAGGAGGAUCAAAUGGCAGAACCCCAGAACUUCGAAUGCACUGUCCACUGGCCCCGUUCACCUCUUAGGGAUCUGCGAGGAGCUCUGGAACGUCUGAUUGAAGAGGAAGCUGGGCAGAAGAAGAUGUAAUGCACUGGCCCAGAAGGAUCCACAACAUCCGAGUGUGACAUUGACGCUGAGAUCCAUGACCUGUUACAGCUCUGUAAUUGUGUGGGCUUCCGCAUUUCUAUACCCAGCAGCGUAGAUUUCAUAAUAAAGUAAUGUGUUGUGGAUCAAGACCUGUAA
Messenger RNA from Rattus norvegicus (Norway rat), 467 nucleotides. RefSeq names its product gonadotropin releasing hormone 1 (gene Gnrh1). Lineage: Eukaryota; Metazoa; Chordata; Mammalia; Rodentia; Muridae. Bases 33 to 311 code for a protein of 92 amino acids. Gene Ontology annotation, molecular function: hormone activity; gonadotropin hormone-releasing hormone activity. The transcript has 4 exons. Gene Ontology annotation, cellular component: extracellular region. The record is from RefSeq and is marked validated. Gene Ontology annotation, biological process: signal transduction.